AUGUUGAACAUGAAGCAAAUUAUUUUAAUAAAUUUCUGCUUGUUUAUCUCUGUUUAUACAAUUUCUAUUGGAAAUCAGGCUAUUAUACAAAAGUAAUUUUCAAUUGUGCUUAAGCUAUCUAGAGAAUUCAAGCUUUUAUAGAUUAAAGAACCCUCUUUAUCUGAUUCUAAUUAAUAAAAUGGUGCUGAAGAAAUUUAAGCUGAAAUCGAAGAGGCAGCAACUGAGGAAGUAUUAUCUGAUAAUAACUAAAGUUAAUCAGAAGGCUAGUCUGAAUAGCAAAAUUUGGAAGAAACUAUAGAUGAUUAAAUUGAAGAUAGAGGUCAUCAUGAGGAUGAUUACAUUGAAACCGAAACAAUUUAAAAUGAAGAAGAUGCGAUUAAUGAAUCAUAGAACAACCCUGAAUAAGGUCCACCAACAGAAAAUUCUAAUUUUGAGUAAAACAAUGGUACAGAGUCUACAGCUAAUUUUGAAGAUAUUUUCUAAGAGGUAACUCAUGUUAUUGAGACUAACCCAUCAAGUGAUUCUGAAGAAAUUAUUGAACUUAUUACUGAUUAUGUGGAAGAUGUGCGUGAAACAUCUGAAAAUGAGACUGAUUAAGUUUAAAACAAUCAGAACUUAACUAAUGAAACGGCGAUUCUAUAAGAUGUACAUGAAGAAAGACAAGAGCUUCUCGAGGAACAUUUGCACCCCGAGCUUCCCCUAUCUAAUUAAACAGAAAAUAAUUUCAAUAACAACUCUUCUGUUUCAGAAAAAUUGAAUGGCACGACUAACUAUAUUUGUAAUAAAACAUUAGAAUGCUCUUAGAAUUAUUCUCAGGAAUUGUUAUUGAAGAUAGUAGCUAUUGAAGAAAGCUUCUAAACAGCUAAUCAAUAAGUAGCACAAGCUUAAGCAAAUCUUGAGUAAUUAUAAAAUCAAGCAAAAUUGAUCGCUUAAGCAUUAGAGGAUAUAAAAUAAUAAUUAAAUUGUAGUCAUCAAGCUAAUAAUUAAUCUGAAAUUGCUUAAGAAGAAGAAGUUGAAGUAAUUAUACAGCAUGAAGAUGAAGCAGCUCGUGAGGAAUUAAAUGAAGUAGUUAAUGAUGCCAUUGAAUAACAGGAAUUGAUUUCAGAAGUACAAGAAGAACCAGCAUAAACAAAUAUUUAGACUUUAGAGAUUUUCGAACAAGGAUAAGAAGAAUUAAUUGAGAAUAACUUGAUCGAGUUAAGCCAUAAUUAUAACUAAGGAUAAAUUGGAUAAACAUAAUUAAUUCAGAAGAGACUCCAAUAGUUUAGCCAAACUAAACAAUCUACCAUUUGA
Messenger RNA from Stylonychia lemnae, 1293 nucleotides. The record is from the annotation of a GenBank genome assembly. Lineage: Eukaryota; Ciliophora; Spirotrichea; Sporadotrichida; Oxytrichidae.